AUGUUAAGAGAUGCGCCUUCCGAUUUUCGUGUCACCGAUACUCCCGAUGAGUCCCAUUCUUCUGCGGCAUCGCUUCCUCCAUCUCUCGAAACUACCCAACAUAACUCAAAUCUGGACAUUCCUACCGUAUUAAAUAAUUUUAGCAGUUAUAUGCCUAUCGGAUAUUUCGGAGAUAGACCGACCAUCCCUAAUAUUCAUGGAAUGUAUCAUUCUUCCUCAUUAAACCACGUUCAACAAACACAGAACUACGCUCCUGUAUUUAUGGAAAACUACCAACACUCAUUCCCAUCUUACUACUGCGAACUAAAGCCUGAUUUGCGAAACAGUUACUCGGAACAGUACAGAAAUGACUUGUACAGUCACGACCAAAGCUACUCGGGAAAGGACUCUGUGGACUCGGACGGGCCAUGUGGGGGGUCGGAGGAGAUAAAUACGCGGGAAUUGUCUAUGCAAAUCAUUGCCGAGUUGAAAAGAUUCAGCAUUCCUCAGGCAAUAUUUUCAAGUCGAGUGCUGCGGAGGAGUCAAGGAACUCUCUCUGAUUUAUUAAGGAACCCAAAGCCGUGGAGUAAACUAAAAUCAGGCCGAGAGACCUUCCGGCGAAUGAGAAGGUGGAUCAUGGAACCAGAAAAUGAGCGAGUGACUCAGCUAAGAGAUGCAGUGCUCCACAGAAAGGAUUUGGACCACCAUCACCAUUCCAAGAGGAGUAAUACUAAUAAGAAGCCCAGACUUGUGUUUACUGACUACCAACGUCAAACACUCAAUGAUGUCUUUAAGGACUGUCGACGCCCCUCCAAGGAGAUGCAGACCACUCUUGCCACAAAUCUGGGACUGGAAGUUACUACUGUCGGCAAUUUUUUUAUGAAUGCCCGACGAAGGAGUGUCGACAAAUGGAAUGACGACCCCCUGAAAGAGGAUCAUCCAUUUUUGGCAUCUUCUAUCAACACGGACUUUCCCCAACUGUUUCAUAAGGAACACACAUUAAGUCACGUAGAUAAUCUUAAUGACCAAUAAUAAUUCUUUUAUUUAGAAAUGA
Molecule: messenger RNA, 1033 nt
Organism: Octopus sinensis (East Asian common octopus)
Lineage: Eukaryota; Metazoa; Mollusca; Cephalopoda; Octopoda; Octopodidae
Product: hepatocyte nuclear factor 6-like
Exons: 2
Coding region: 1-1011 (336 amino acids)
Biological process (GO): regulation of transcription by RNA polymerase II
Cellular component (GO): nucleus
Molecular function (GO): DNA-binding transcription factor activity, RNA polymerase II-specific; RNA polymerase II cis-regulatory region sequence-specific DNA binding
Source: RefSeq, a predicted model, not a curated record